Amaranthus tricolor (Joseph's coat) is the source of this 576-nucleotide messenger RNA. RefSeq lists its product as uncharacterized. The transcript has 3 exons. The coding region runs from base 1 to 576 and encodes 191 amino acids. Lineage: Eukaryota; Viridiplantae; Streptophyta; Magnoliopsida; Caryophyllales; Amaranthaceae. The record is from RefSeq and is a predicted model, not a curated record.
AUGGCAAGGUUUCAGCUUACAACAACUUGCAAUAGUGCAGUCCAGAUGUUGACAGAAGGACUGAUUGGCUGCAGACACAUCAUGGGAAAGACAGAAAAACACCAAGAUCCCACAAUGAACCCCUCUUCUGUUUACUACCUGCACCCCACUGAUACAAGCCUUAAGCUUGUCACCAAUACAUUCAAGGGUGUUGGGAAGAAUAAAAUUGGCUUUGUAGAUGGGACUGUUACUAAAUCAGCCACAAGUUCUUCACAAGCUAGGGCGUGGGAUCAUGUUAAUGAUAUAGUGAUUGGAUGGAUCAUAAAUUCUGUGGAUGACAAUAUAGCCAAGAGCAUUCUUUGGUUAAAAACAGCCAAAGAAGUUUGGGAUGAAUUAGAGCAUCGUUAUGGUCAGUCUUCAUCGGCACAACUAUUUCAUAUUGUGGAAGAAUUGAGUAAAGUGUCACAAACAGGUGAUAUGAGUAUAGAAGAAUUUUACACAAAAUUGAAGGGAAUUUGGGAUGAAUUGGAUGCCCUUAAUCCAAUUGUGUCUUGUUCUUGUGAUGGGUGUAACUGCAAAUUUAUCACAAAAGGCUAA